AAGUGGGGUAAAGAAGGUUCCGGUGUACACAUCUAAAUCUGUAAUUUUCUUCGCUCUCCAAUGUAAAGUAAAUCCGUAUUCAUCCUUUUUAAACGCUUCGUUUUUAACAAGAAAACACCUGGAGCAUAAAUUUGACGCUUCAGACUUCAUGUCGAGACCGAUAUUGUGACGGUGCGAUGUUCGGAAUGUGAAAAAACAAAUGGUGAAAAAACUCGGACAAUUAUUGAAGGAGAAUUAGCUUUAGCGUUAGCUUCUGUGUAGCUUAGCUCAGCUGUUGGAGCCUGGGAUAGGGGCUUUGAGGACGGAACAGAACGACAGAGAAUAUAUAUUUCACGUAUUAUUGUUUUUUAUAUAUUUUUUAAUCAGUGUAAUUACAUAAACGUUUCGAUUUAUAUAUUUUCUGCUAAAGCUAGCUGUUUUGCUAGCUGUGUAAUUGAGUUAUUUUUAUACGAUGGAGUUGAGAGUCGGGAACAGAUACAGGCUCGGGAGGAAAAUCGGCUCGGGCUCGUUUGGAGACAUUUAUUUGGGCACGGACAUCUCGGUCGGAGAGGAAGUCGCCAUCAAGCUAGAAUGCGUGAAGACGAAACAUCCUCAGCUGCACAUCGAGAGCAAAAUCUACAAGAUGAUGCAAGGAGGAGUUGGGAUCCCGACGAUUAAAUGGUGCGGAGCUGAAGGAGAUUACAACGUGAUGGUGAUGGAGCUCCUCGGCCCCAGUCUGGAGGAUCUGUUCAACUUCUGCUCUCGCAAAUUUAGCCUCAAGACUGUUCUACUCCUGGCUGACCAGAUGAUCAGCCGUAUCGAGUACAUCCACUCGAAGAACUUCAUCCACAGAGACGUGAAGCCCGAUAACUUCCUCAUGGGCCUGGGGAAGAAAGGCAACCUUGUUUACAUCAUCGACUUCGGCCUGGCCAAGAAGUACAGAGACGCUCGGACACACCAGCACAUACCAUACAGAGAGAACAAGAACCUGACCGGCACGGCCCGCUACGCCUCCAUCAACACACACCUGGGAAUAGAACAGAGCAGAAGAGACGAUCUGGAGUCACUCGGCUACGUGCUCAUGUACUUCAACCUUGGUUCUCUGCCCUGGCAAGGACUGAAGGCCGCCACCAAGAGGCAGAAAUAUGAGAGGAUCAGCGAGAAAAAAAUGUCCACGCCUAUCGAAGUGCUGUGCAAAGGAUACCCGUCCGAAUUUGCCACGUACCUCAACUUCUGCCGCUCCUUACGCUUCGACGACAAGCCUGACUACUCCUACCUGAGGCAGCUCUUCAGGAACCUCUUCCACCGACAGGGAUUCUCCUACGACUAUGUGUUUGACUGGAACAUGCUGAAAUUUGGACCGAACAGAGCAGCGGAGGACGCCGAGAGGGAAAGAAGGGACCGAGAGGAACGUUUGAGACACAGCAGGAAUCCGGCAGCCAGAGGAAUGCCGUCAGCCUCCAGCAGACCCAGACCAACGCAAGACGUAGCACCACCCGCUCCACUCACGCCCACUUCACACACGGGAAUGGAGCGCGAGAGGAAGGUCAGCAUGCGGUUACACCGCGGCGCUCCGGUCAACAUUUCCUCCUCUGACCUGACCGGCCGACAGGACACCUCACGAAUGUCCACGUCACAGAAUAGCAUUCCUUUCGAUCUCCACGGCAAGUAGAGAGGAAGCAGCAGGCUCUGUCCCGCGUCACUCCGAGCGGCCUGCAGUCUGCUGUUCCUCGAUGAGCGUCUGCGCAGCCGCAGUCACCCCGAGCAAAUCAAAGCCACACACAGACUCGACUUUUUAUUUUCUCAACACACUAACACAAACCUUAUCGCCGAGGGAGACGGAGACAAAACACACACACACCACACACACACACUGUCAAUCACGCUCACACACGCACACAUUGUCACUCUCUGUCGCUCUCUCCGACACACACACACACACACACACGUUCUCACGCAGCCACACUGGAACUCAAAUCGAACAGCCGAGGCACGUCGUCUCGGCGUGCUUCUCCUUCCUGAUCUACAAAGACCUUGGAAGUGGGCGGGGCUUUCACACAAGGGGGAAGGGUUAAUGACUUUUCUCUGCCUGUCAGUCAUGUGUGGUGGGCGGAGCCAUCACAAAAAAAAUAAAACAAAUCCUCCACUCGGCUUCAGACGGAGCUGUACUUACUGAUAGCCAUUGAUCUUGUGUUUCUCUGACCUGUUUUUUUUUUUAUAUAUAAUUUUUUAAAUUUUUUUUCUUCCCUCUUGUUUAUUAACGAAGAUUAAACUGUUUUCACCAGCUGCAGGUGUGCUGAUUCAUGGGAGCUAAUCUUUGAGAAGUUCUCACAAAAAGGAAAAAAAAAAUCAGGUGAUUGAAAACAGAGUAGAAAACAAGAUAGCAGUCGUUUGAUAAGGAUGUGUAGUUUUUUUUUAUGUUAACUUUUUUUCGUGCAAAAUCCAAGCUGUUCGUUGAUUUUGACGUUUUUUGACAUUUAGAUCAGACUUGUCGUGGAGAAUAACCAGUGUUUUUUGACAUUUGCUCUUUGUUUGGAGGCGUGAAUAAAAUAAAAAACGAAAAAAUGA
Clarias gariepinus (North African catfish) is the source of this 2547-nucleotide messenger RNA. RefSeq names its product casein kinase 1, delta a (gene csnk1da). The record is from RefSeq and is a predicted model, not a curated record. The coding region runs from base 452 to 1651 and encodes 399 amino acids. NCBI's taxonomy places the organism in Eukaryota, Metazoa, Chordata, Actinopteri, Siluriformes, Clariidae. Gene Ontology annotation, molecular function: protein serine/threonine kinase activity; ATP binding. The transcript is spliced from 10 exons. Gene Ontology annotation, cellular component: spindle microtubule; nucleus; cytoplasm. Gene Ontology annotation, biological process: endocytosis; positive regulation of canonical Wnt signaling pathway; spindle assembly.